Pimephales promelas (fathead minnow) is the source of this 5287-nucleotide messenger RNA. RefSeq names its product ubiquitin specific peptidase 54b (gene usp54b). Lineage: Eukaryota; Metazoa; Chordata; Actinopteri; Cypriniformes; Leuciscidae. The record is from RefSeq and is a predicted model, not a curated record. Gene Ontology annotation, biological process: protein deubiquitination. Gene Ontology annotation, molecular function: cysteine-type deubiquitinase activity.
UAGGGAAUGCUGCGCGGUCAAGAUUUCUCCCGGGUUGAGCUGAGCUCGGACAGGACGCUAGACUGACUGCAUCUGUGUGCGAGCUGUAAGACCAGCUGGGCUAUGAGAGAACACAUUGCAGAGGCUCAGAAGUGACAGAAAGUGGACACAGCUUCGUGAGGACAGUGUCUCGGACCACAGACAUAGACACAAACACUUACCCUAACAAACACUGCAACAGUCACACAGCUGGUUUUAACCAGGCCAGUAUUUGCGUUUGACCCCACUUUACCAUCUCAGGUGCAGGAAGGCAUUUAGACAGACAGACAUUAGUGAGAUUCAUCCCACCCCCCCAUCACUAUUAUAUUCACACCUGUUGGCAGAUUCCUUCAUUAUAAAAUUUGUUUUGUACUCGCUGACCAAACACCCAUCUCUGACCCACAUAUUCCUCUCUCAUGGGAGUAACAUAGAAAACAGCCCAGCAAAGGCACUCUCUGCUCACUUUCUCUCACUCACUCACACACACACACACACAGACUCAUCUGCACCGUAUUCAGGAUGCCCUCCUCCUCCAGCGUGAUUAGCUGGGGAAGGAUGUGGCUCUUGUGGUGAUUGGAGGGGGGAGUGAAGCGGAGCUGGACCCAUGUCGUGGAAGCGGAACUACUUUGCGUCAGGCAGCAGUGGGCUGCAGGGGAUGUUUACCCCACGCACCAUGACCUCCAUCGCACCCAGCAAAGGCCUGAGCAAUGAGCCGGGUCAGAACAGCUGCUUCCUAAACAGUGCGCUACAGGUCCUUUGGCAUCUUGACAUCUUCCGCAGAAGCUUCCGUCAACUGAACACCCACAAGUGCAUGGAGGACUCGUGCAUCUUCUGCGCUCUGAAGAGCAUCUUCGCCCAGUUCCAGUUCAGCAGUGAAAAGGUGCUCCCAUCGGACGCUCUGCGCAGCGCUCUGGCCAAAACCUUCCAAGACGAGCAGCGCUUCCAGCUGGGCAUCAUGGACGACGCGGCUGAGUGUUUCGAGAAUCUCCUGAUGCGGAUCCACUUCCACAUCUCGGAUGAGACCAAGGAGGACAUCUGCACGGCAAAGCACUGCAUCCCACAUCAGAAGUUUGCCAUGACACUUUUCGAACAGUGUGUUUGUAAUAAUUGUGGCGCCACGUCAGAUCCUCUCCCUUUCAUUCAGAUGGUGCACUACAUCUCCACCACCUCUCUCUGUAACCAAGCUGUGCGAAUGCUGGAAUGUAAGGAGAAGCCCACACCCGACAUGUUUGGAGAGCUUCUCCGCAACGCCAGCACCAUGGGCGAUCUGCGAAACUGUCCGAGUAAUUGUGGCGAAAUGUUGCGGAUUCGGCGGGUUCUGAUGAACUGCCCGGAGAUCAUCAGCAUCGGCCUGGUGUGGGACUCAGACCACUCUGAUCUAGCCGAAGACGUCAUCCACAGCCUGGGCACGUGCCUGCGGUUGGGUGAUCUGUUCUACCGUGUGACGGAUGAGCGGGCCAAGCAUUCAGAACUCUACCUUGUGGGCAUGGUUUGCUACUACGGCAAGCAUUACUCCACCUUCUUCUUCCAGACCAAGAUACGCAAGUGGAUGUACUUCGAUGACGCACAUGUAAAGGAGAUUGGACCCAAAUGGAAGGAUGUGGUGUCGAGAUGUAUAAAAGGCCACUACCAGCCACUCCUGCUGCUAUAUGCUGACCCCCGAGGAACGCCCGUGUCAUCGCAGGACAUGCUGGCAGCGCAGUUAGACCUGCAUCACAGCAGCAAGGCUGGCUAUGACAGCGAAGACUCUGGGAGGGAGCCCUCAAUUUCAAGUGACACCCGCACAGACUCUUCCACAGACAGCUGCAGCUACAAGCACUCUCGAUCACACCAUGAGUCCAUGGCCUCCUAUUUCUCUUCUGACUCUCAGGGAACUGUGGUGUGUAAUCAGGACAGCAGCGGUUCCCAAAACAGCGUGGACACUGCAGGGGAGGUUCUUAAAGAUCGGGCCACUCCCCUUUGUACGCCAAGAACCUCUUCUACUGGUCAUCUGCAGGAUUAUAAAGAGACUGUGAAUAUGAUCCACAGCAGACCCCUCUCAUCGUCCUCUAGUUCAGGGGUGGGCGGCUCGGAGGCUGGGGCUCGGUCGAGGGACUGGGAAGACGAGAGCACCAGCAGUGAGUCUAAGUCUAGCUCCAGUGGAGGGUGCUAUCGGCCCACUUGGAGACCAAGGAGAGAGGCUCUGAACAUUGACAGCAUCUUCAGCCAGGAAAGGCUUCGGCCGCCUGGGUACGCCACGCUCGCGCCCUCCCCGCUGCUGGAAGACCCGAUGUCACCGGUGCACAGCGAGCUGGUCUCAGGGGCUGCGGCGGGGGGGUCAAAUAUUGUAGCAGAAGAGACUGGAGCCAUGACCGAUGGUUCAAGGUGCGUGUCAGAGACAGGAGUGGAACAUCUACCGAUCCCACCACCUUUAAGAGGCAUAGAACAGCAGCCUCGGCUAAUCCAGAGGAUGGAGAGUGGCUACGAAAGCAGUGAGAGGAACAGUAAUAGCCCCAUCAGCAUGGACAUGCCCCUCAGUGACAACCAGAGCACCAGUGCUCACAGGGACAGUGGCAGUAAGAGGCCAAUAACUUCUGGGCCCUCCUGGCGCACUGUGCCCAAGUCCAAAAGCAGCAGUGCCAUCCUGCAAGACCUCAAAUCACCUACCUGGAGCACCACUCCACUGAGUUUGGGAGAGGGGCGCAGUGAGCUGGAUGAAUUACAAGAGGAAGUUGCUCGCAGGGCCAGGCAGCAGGAGCUCCAGAGAAAGAAGGAGAAAGAGAGAGAAGCAGCGCAGGGCUUCAACCCCAGACCCAGCAAGUUCAUGGACUUGGAUGAACUUCAGCACCAGGGGAAGGGGGGCAGUUUUGAGCACUGCCUGGCGGAGGCUGACUCUCUCUUAGAGCAGUCGCUGCGUCUGGAGCAAGCUGGGGACACAGCUACAGCCCUGGCGCUCUCCCACCAUGCUGUGUCUAAACUAAGAUUUUCCAUGCAUGAGGGCAGUGCUAACACUCAUAGCAGGACUAUGGCUGCUGACGCCAAGCUGCAAAAAUGCAUGAGGAGAGCGCGGGGCCUACAGCAGCGCAUGCAGCAAGAGCAAGAGCAGCAGCAGGAGCUCAGCCACCCACAGGGGCCCACCAGUGAACACCCUGGCCCGGACCAAGUAUUGUUGACAGACAAUCAGGAAGAGGUCUGGGAGACCAAUCAGUUUUCUGUGCUUGGCCCACCCUCUCCUCAACACAUGAAAUCACCCUCCUCUUGUACAAACUCUCCAUCUCAGUCCUCUAGCCACCCAUCGCUCAAACCUCGGCCUGCCUCUUCUCAGGCGCAACCCCAAGAGCCAGAUGAACGUAUCAAAACGCAGAAUAAGGAGGAAUGGGGUGGCAUCAGGUUAUCAGAUGUACUCCAAGCAUCAGGCAUUCGGAUCAUGCCCAUACGCAAGCACCUGGCCAUAUCUCUACCUUCUUUGCCCCUUGACUUCUGGGGUGUUUUGGGAGAGGACGAAGAGAUCUCCAGCUGUCAGCGCUCUCAAGCUUCGUUCUCUCAAUCUCCAAAUCCUCCUUUGUGGCAGGGCACUGCAGAUUGUCUUGACCGGAUACCCCAAUCCAGCAGGGCCACAAGUCCACCACCUGUCCCUGUUGAUGAGAAGGGGGCGAAGCCCCGACGAGCCCCCAUAUGGCAGCCUCUGUCUGCAUCUUCCCAACCAUGCUCCAAACUGAACCCUCCUGUUGCUGCCUGCCAUUGGUCCUCUUGGAGCCUAGACCGCCCUGAUGCUGUCGUCACCCCCUACGACACACCACCUGACCAGAACCAGCGGACUGGAACCGCUCUCUAUCAACACACAUCUGGAAGACACCUUGCUCCUCACAGUCCCGUUAGCACCAGGAAGAAGAACAUCUCUAAGCACUCAAACUUCCAAAGCAUGGAGCUGGAACCCACAGCGGCAGAGGACCAGGAACUCUCUGAACUGGACUCACUCUACCAGGCUAGUCUCCAGGCUGGCCCGGGUCCUGGCCGAGCCCUGUGUGGUACCAGCUCACCUGCUGUUGGGAGACAAGUACCUCCUGCUGCACGUAAGCUGCUCACUGGAGUUGGACGUUCCCGAACCCCCACGGCUGAGCUUGAGAGAACCGCUUAUGGACCACCAGGUUGUAGCAGCCCUACUGGAUACACAAACAUGUCCCUGUCAGUGGCCCAUCAAGAGCUGCAGUCAAGAGAGGAAGACCAGUAUGAUGCAGAUCACCUGCGCCGUAUUGCUCGCAGCCUGAGUGGAACUGUGAUAGGAAGACGGCAAAACCGACUUGCUGUCUCCCGAAGCUUCCUGGGGGACUCCGGGGUUUCGCCAUAUCACAGCUCCAUGUACUCACCUAGUUGCCUUCAGUUUCAAUUGUCUCAUUCAGACCUCCAUCUGCUCCAGCCCAGCUAUCUUCAUCUCCUUCCAUCAUCUUCACCUCUGUCUCAGCAGCCUGGGCCUUGCAGAGAGGUCCCAGGACGUCUCCAGAGGUUCUCCAAGCUUCUGGCUGUGUUUGACGGGCGUCAAACUGUCUCCAGUGGGAAGCACUACGGUCCAGCACUGAGGUGUCCCAACCAAUUGGCUUUGGAUGCAACCAUGUCCUCCAGCCCUGGAAGGUUUCCACCGAUGCAUUUCUUCUUCUGGACGACCUUUCUGCUCACCAAUCCCAUUCUCUUCACAGUUUCUUGGAGAACUGGAAGGAGCACUUCCCAGACCUGAUGCCAUCCUCAGUCACCAUGUAUUGGUCCUUGGGUGAUGUUCUUUCAUUACCCUGCUCUAGUCGCUAAUUCUUUCCACGCAAAAGCCCCCAAAACUCGAUCCACAGCAUGCUGGAAAGAGCCACAGAAACCAACUUUUUUUUUCUUCCCACAAGCACUGGUAUGGUGUGAUGCUUUGGGGCUCAGGUGUGUGUGUGUGUGUGUAUGACUAACCUAUGGUCGGACCUGCAGCAUGCAAUGUUAGGAGCGUUGGGUCCAGACCCGGAUCCCGCGCAGUGAGCCAUCCAACCCAGAGCACUUAACUUAAUUAACUAAAAUGUUUAAUUAACUGCAGAGGAGAAUCAUACUGUACCUCCAUGCUGCACUAAACAGUAAAUGUGUGUUUGUGUGUAUGCGUGCGUGCAUGUGUUGGGUAGUAAAAGGGGAGGGGCUUAUUGCAACUCUGCCCUCUUUAACUUUUACAGUACUGGUAAAAAGUUUGGAAUAAUUUGGAUUUUUUUUAAUGUUUGAAAGACAUCUCUUAUGCUCAAUAAAGCCAUAUCUAUUUGUAUACAGUAAA